GCUCUCGCCUGACUCCUCCCCCGAGUUCGAUGCGCUCGUCUCUCGGCUCUGCUCAGGCUUGUCAGUGCGGGCGAGAGCGCUGCUAAACAUGGCGUCGGACGGGAUGAUUUUAACCAACCACGACCACCAAAUCCGAGUUGGAAUAUUGACAGUGAGUGACAGCUGCUUCAGAAACCUUGCUGAGGACCGCAGUGGAAUCAACCUCAAAGAUCUUGUCCAUGACCCGUCCUUGCUCGGAGGCAUAAUCUCUGCAUACAAAAUUGUCCCUGAUGAAAUUGAGGAGAUCAAGGAGACGCUGGUGGACUGGUGCGAUGAGAAGGAGCUCAACUUGAUCCUGACCACUGGUGGAACAGGUUUUGCACCCCGUGAUGUCACGCCUGAGGCCACCAGAGAAGUGAUCGAGCGUGAAGCUCCGGGGAUGGCUCUAGCAAUGCUCAUGGGCUCCCUAGAUGUCACGCCACUCGGCAUGCUGUCCAGACCUGUUUGUGGAAUCAGGGGCAAAACCCUCAUCAUUAAUUUACCUGGGAGCAAGAAGGGCUCACAGGAGUGCUUUCAGUUCAUCCUGCCUGCUCUGCCGCAUGCCAUAGACCUGCUGCGGGAUGCCAUAGUAAAGGUAAAGGAGGUACAUGAUGCUCUAGAGGACCUGCCGUCCCCUCCACCGCCCCUCUCCCCUCCACACACCUCCAGCCCCCACAAGCAGACAGAAGACAAGGGUGUGCAGUGUGAGGAAGAGGAUGAGGAGAAGAAGGACAGUGGCGUGGCGUCCACAGAGGACAGCGGCUCCUCUCACAUCACAGCAGCUGCUAUUGCUGCUAAGAGCAUGAAGUCUCAUCCCAGCCAUGCUGUUGUCAUUGCGAGAGGUGGACAGCCCUUGAGUGGCUUCAUCCCGUCCACCUCCAUUCCCUCCCAUUUCACCUGCUCCUGCAGUGAUACGAUACCAGAGUCCAUCAUCUCACGAGGCGUGCAGGUUUUGCCGCGGGACACCGGCUCUCUCAGCACCACGCCCUCGGAGUCUCCUUGUGCUCAGCAGUCCCGCCUCUCCACUGCCUCCUGCCCCACCCCCAAAGCCCGGCUCACCUCCUGUUCAUCCACUUGUAGUGUCACAGAGGCCUCACGGAGAGAGUUCAGGGCUCACCUGGAUGAGGUCAUCACGCUCAAGUCAAGGUACUCUACCUUGGACCAGCUCCACUCUAGGCUGGAGGGGCUCAAAGAUGAUCGCAGGAACCAUAGGACCUUCGACUCGCGAGUGCAGUCACGAUGCAGCAGCAAGGAGAACAUCCUGAGAGCAAGUCACAGUGCAGUGGAUAUCACCAAGGUAGCUAGGAGACACCGCAUGUCCCCAUUUCCCCUCACUUCUAUGGACAAGGCCUUCAUCACUGUGCUGGAGAUGACUCCUGUCCUGGGUACAGAAAUCAUCAACUACAGAGGGCCCAAUGCAGGUGACUUGGCCCCUCCAGCACGAAAAGGCAUCUGGCGCCAGAGUGGCUCAAGUUGGCGGAAACUUCCUCUCUGCACUGGCGCCGAAGCAAAGGCAGAGAGGAGAGCCCUGGCCAGUGCCACCCACACCCCCAAAGUAUAA
Carassius auratus (goldfish) is the source of this 1579-nucleotide messenger RNA. RefSeq names its product gephyrin-like. NCBI's taxonomy places the organism in Eukaryota, Metazoa, Chordata, Actinopteri, Cypriniformes, Cyprinidae. The record is from RefSeq and is a predicted model, not a curated record. The coding region runs from base 89 to 1579 and encodes 496 amino acids. Gene Ontology annotation, biological process: Mo-molybdopterin cofactor biosynthetic process. The transcript has 15 exons.